GAGGCUGUGGCAGCCAGCAGUGCUGGGGAGUUCAAAGCCAGCUCAGAGCAGCCCCUGCUGAUGCCCACAUGAGGAAGCAGUGCCAUUUAGUUCUCCUGGGACACCACAAAGCAAUAUGAAACCUGCUCAUGAGAGAAGCCAGGAAUGCCUUCCCCCAAAGAAACGAGACCUUCCAGUCACAAGUGAGGAUGUGGGGAGGGUAGCCAGCUGCUCUACCAAUCACACGCCGGUGAGCGAUGCCCCAGAGUGGUGCAGGAGCGUCGUGGUGACUGGGCAGAGCCAAGCACCGUUACGAUAUGGCCUUGGCAGUGAUGGUGCUGAAGCAGUAGCUGGCCUGACUGUGGAUCAAUAUGGCAUGCUAUACAAAGUGGCUGUGCCUCCAGCCACCUUCUCUCCCACUGGCCUCCACCCAGUUGUGAACAUGAGUCCUCUGCCCCCUAGCUUUAAUGUAACCUCUUCCCUGAUCCAGCAUCCAGGGAUUCCAUAUUCCCCCAUCCACUAUGCUCAGAUUCCCUCUACGUCUCUUCAGUUUAUAGGGUCACAUUACACAGUGCCCUAUGCUGUGCCCCCCAGCUUCCUCCCUAGUCCUCUUCUAUCACCUUCUACCAACCUCACCACCUCUCAUGUUCCCCGUUUUGUGCCAUAUGCCUCUCUUUUUACAGAAGAAGCCACUCCUUCCCCCCAGACUACCUCUCCUGCCCAUGCUUUCAGCAAAGCUGCCGCUGUCAUCUCCCCUUCAGGCCAAAUGCAGCACCAUGCUGGAGUCCAGCCACUGGACAUCACACAGAGUAGAGUUCCUGUCUAUUACCAGAUGUCUCGGCUCCCACCAGGGUAUUCAGCAUAUGAGACCACCACUGUAGGGGGAAGCCCAGAUCCUCCUCUGCAAGAAAGUCAACUGAGUUCAGAGGUAGCCUCUGCCAAUGGUGGACAGAGACAUCUGGAGCAUAGUGUGGUGAGGAGGACCAGUGAGGCUUUGGCCUCUGCCAGCAAUAAAGCUGAAGGCCCGCAGCCUGGGGCUGCAGUGCAGUGUGUGGUGGAUGGACAGCUCUUUUCAGGUUAUCAGACUCUGAGAACAGAGGACUCUGUGCCAGCUCACAGAAGCACGCCAGACACUGACUUGGAGGUGCAGAGAGUGGUUGGGGUGUUGGCUUCUCAGGAUUACUCUAUUCUGGCAGCCCAGAGAAAGGAUGGCCUGAGCCCUUUAAACCUUUGCCAUAAUAUCCCUGAUCAGCAGGGGGAGUCAAGGGGCUUGCUGAGGAACCCAGUGGAAACAGCUGAGAAAAGCCAGGCCAGGAGUCCAUAUGUGAUGUCCCCUGAGGAGCCGGUUAGACACAGACAGUUACCCAAAGGAAUGGUGGUAGCCAAUGGCAAGCCAGUCUUGGUGCGUAUUGGGUCUGAGCCCAUCAGGUCUUCUGCUUCAGAAAUCCUGAUGAGACAGAGUCCAGAUGCACAGACCCGCGGAAGCUCGCGUGACAAGGACUCAACCCAGUUGCAGCCCCCCAGCUCCUCACAUCUGCCCUCCCAUUUCAUGAAAGGAGCCAUCAUACAGCUGGCCACAGGGGAGCUGAAGAGGGUGGAAGACCUGCAGACCCAGGACUUUGUGCGGAGUGCUGAGGUUAGCGGGGGCCUGAAGAUUGACUCCAGCACAGUGGUGGAUAUCCAGGAGAGCCAGUGGCCUGGGUUUGUCACAUUGCAUUUUGUGGUUGGGGAGCAACAGAGUAAAGUGAGCAUUGACGUACCCCCCGAGCAUCCCUUCUUCGUGUAUGGCCAGGGCUGGUCCUCCUGUAGCCCGGGGCGGACCGCUCAGCUCUUUGCUCUGCCCUGUCACAGGCUGCAGGUGGGCGAUGUCUGCAUAUCAAUCAGUUUACAGAGCUUGAAUGGCAACUCUGCUUCUCAGGCUAGCUGCCCUCUUGCAGGCCAGCUGGUGCCUACCAGAGAGAGGCCCGAGAGAACAGGUCAGGGGCCCAGAGAGCCAUCUGACCGAGCCAGUGAGAGGAAGAAUCAGACAGAAAGGGACAGUGCAGCCCAGAUUUCCUGUACAGAGUCCUCCCAGCCUGACCCUGGUGCUCAGCACUGCUGGACAGCCCCAGGCUUCCAAAGAUACAGCAUGCAGGGGGAGGAGUCUCGUCCGUCCCUGCUUCGUCCCUCUUUCAUUCCACAGGAGGUCAAGCUGUCCAUCGAAGGGCGUUCUAAUGCAGGGAAGUGAGCUCUUUGAGGCCACGACCUGGGAUGUCGCCCAUGAGUGAGCCUCACUUCUUUCAGGUGGAGAAUUUGCACAGACUGAGUGGUGGGUUCACCAGCCCGGCUGCUCGUUGCCGUGCAGAGCUGGAUUUGUUCCAGUUCAAUUGUUGAUCAUUGAGGAAUCUAGAGGGCUCCAGUCCUCAGGGAGCAGCAGCAAUGGGCUAACUAAGGAUGGAGGACAGGUGAUGUGGUCGUGAUCGUGUGACUAGAAGCAUUCCAGAGGUUGGGACUUUCACACAUCUGUCUUAGUGCCUGAGUUUCCUGCAGGGCAGGGUCUGAGCAUUCAGGAUGGGUGGGGGAGUCAAGAAGAGCAGACCCAAAAAGCCACAGUUUAAGGUAGCAGAUAAAAUGUCUGAAGUUCUUAUUCCUCUUUUCGUGGUGGGAAGGGGUGAGUCCUCACUGGGAUUCAGGGGACACUGC
This is a messenger RNA of Terrapene triunguis (Three-toed box turtle), 2661 nucleotides long. Its product is annotated as ataxin-1-like. Bases 116 to 2206 code for a protein of 696 amino acids. NCBI's taxonomy places the organism in Eukaryota, Metazoa, Chordata, Testudines, Emydidae. The record is from RefSeq and is a predicted model, not a curated record. Gene Ontology annotation, cellular component: nucleus. Gene Ontology annotation, molecular function: protein binding; RNA binding. The transcript has a single exon. Gene Ontology annotation, biological process: regulation of DNA-templated transcription; anatomical structure development.